UGAGCCGCUUCUGUUUCAUUCACCCGGAGACCAAUUAGCCCACCUUAAUGAGGUGCUGGGAUGCAAGAUACUGCAAGCUAAAAAGGCGGAAGGCUGCGUUUAAUCCGUCUGCGGAUCCUAUGAGCUUGCAAUGGCUGUGGCGGGGAUAUGCAACCGGAUAGGGAAUAAUGUGCCUUUUUAUUUUGUGAUAUUUUCCUUAUUUUGUGGCCUUUCAUUUGGACAGUUGCGAUAUUCAAUUACAGAAGAACUAGAAAAUGGGGCACUGGUCGGUGAUCUGGCGCAUGACUUGGGGCUGGAUAUUCGAACGCUCUCCACCCGAAAAAUUAAGGUAACGUCCAACAGCGGUAAACGCUAUGUGAUUGUCAACCCCAAAAAUGGCAAAUUACUUGUCAAUGAAAGGAUCGACAGGGAGGUACUGUGUGAUUUAUCCAGCACCUGCCUCAUUAAUCUGGAUGUGCGGGUCGAAAACCCCACUGACGUGCACCAUGUCGAGGUGGAGAUUGUGGAUGCCAAUGAUAAUGAGCCGCAGUUUCCUAGAGACGAAUACCAACUGGAAAUCACAGAAUCGGCGUUGCCAGGGUCUCGUUAUCCAAUUGAAAACGCUCAGGACCCAGACAUAGGGUCCAAUUCAGUUCGUAUGUAUCAGCUUAGCACAAACGACCAUUUCGCGCUGGUAUCUAACAAACCCUCCCUAAAUACAAAGCACAUCGAGCUUGUGCUCAAAAAGCCACUUGAUCGUGAACAGACGCCUUACCACCAGUUAAUUUUAAGUGCUGUUGAUGGCGGGACACCAGAGAAAACAGGCACGGCCAAAAUCAAUGUGCGAGUCCUGGACUCCAAUGACAAUGUUCCCUUGUUCGACAGCUCAGUGUACAAGGUGAAACUGUUGGAAAAUUCGCCCAAAAACACCCUGGUAAUUAGAUUGAAUGCAACUGAUCUGGAUGAGGGCACAAAUGGAGAGGUUUAUUACUCUUUCAGCAGCUACACUCCAGAGAGAGUGAGGCAGAUGUUCAGCAUGGACACCAACACAGGAGAAAUAAGAGUGAGGAGCAAUGUUGACUAUGAAGAAACCAACUCCUAUGAGAUGUACAUCCAAGCAAUGGACAAGGGCCCCGGGGCCGUGGCAGCACACUGUAAGGUCGUGGUAGAGGUGGUGGAUGUGAAUGACAACGUCCCUCAGAUAGUGCUGUCAUCCCUGUCUAGUCCUGUGAGGGAGGAUGCCCGUGCAGACACAGUCGUGGCCCUCAUUAGUGUUACUGAUCGGGACUCUGGUGCUAACAAGCAGGUGAGCUUGGAGAUACCAGCAGGCCUUCCUUUCAAGAUCAAGUCAUUCAGAAAUUACUACACUCUGGUUACCUCAGCCUUCCUGGACCGUGAGACCACUGAUGCCUACAAUGUCACUCUGAGUGCCACAGAUGGAGGGAACCCUCCCCUUUCUUCCCAGAAGACCAUACAGGUGGAUGUGGCUGAUGUUAAUGACAACCCACCGCGAUUUGAACAGACUUCAUAUACUGUCUAUGUGACUGAGAACAAUGCCCCCGGGGCCUCAUUGUGUACUGUGAAAGCUCAAGACGCAGACAUCAAAGAGAACGCACGCAUCACCUACACAGUGCUCAAUGACAACAACCAUGGCAUCCCUGUCACCUCCUAUGUGUCUGUGAAGGCCGAUACAGGCGAGGCUUAUGCCCUGCGAGCCUUUGACUAUGAGUCACUGAGAGAGUUUCACUUCCAGGUCAAAGCCCAAGAUGGGGGCAUUCCUCCACUCAGCCGCGUCGCCACUGUCUACAUCUAUAUAAUGGAUUCAAAUGACCACGCACCACUGAUAGUAAACCCUCCGGGUAACGGCACGCGCUCCUUGGAGACAGUACAAAAGAAUGCAGAGCCUGGUGCCUUGGUGACCAAAGUGGUGGCAUAUGACGCAGAUGCUGGUCCAAAUGCCUGGCUGGUAUACAUGCUGGAAACAGCCACUGACCUGGACCUGUUCAAAGUGCAUGAACAUACAGGUGAGAUUAGGACAACCCGGAGGAUUCUGGAGGACAACUCCACCUCCUUUGCUCUAACAGUCUUGGUGAAGGAUCACGGGCAGCCUGCUCUCUCCUCCACAGCCACCAUCAAUGUGGCUGUCAUGGAGGUGCCACCCAAGGUGGUCCCUGACCCCAAGAGGAUCAUUCGACCUCACAGCACUCUGCUUUUCUCCAACGUGACCCUCUAUUUGAUUGUGGCUUUGAGUGCCACAACCUUUGUUUUCCUGGUCACUGUGGUGGUACUGGCCAUUGUCCGCUGUCAUGCAUACUGCACCCAGCCUGGGUCCUGCUCCCCUUGUUGUGUGUCACAGAAGCCCCCUCCAGAUGGUGGGAGCAGUAGCGUAAGUGCUGGUGGGGCAGGCAAUGCUGGAGCCGGGGCACAACCUAAUAACAAUGUGAUGCUUCGGAGAGACCUUAAAGUGGAGCCUCACUACAUUGAAGUGCGUGGGAAUGGCUCCCUAACAAAGACUUACUGCUACAAGACCUGUCUGACAGCCACCUCUGGCAGUGACACUUUCAUGUUCUACAACACAGGACGUCCCAUAAGUGGCACCUGGGGCAGCGGCGCUGACCGCUUCUUCACAAGUGGAAGUGGAUUUGUACGCAGACUGAGUAUGCCUGAUGCCUCACUGCAACUCUGCCCAGAGCCAAAAGCCCCGAAUGCUGACUGGCGAUAUUCUGCAUCUUUGAGGGCAGGGAUGCAGAGUUCGGUCCACAUGGAGGAGUCCUCUGUGAUGCAGGGGGCCCAGGGGAUGCUGGUCCAGAACUGGCCCACUGUGUCUAGCGCUGCUGAUGGAGAGGGUGGUGGAGAGCUAUCUCCCCCGGUGGGCGCUGGAGUCGACAGCAACAGCUGGCACUUCAGAUACGGUGCCGGACAAAGCUACGGCCCUCCUCAGCCUCAGCUCCUGAAGCCCGGUGAGAUUCCUCCUGAAGCCUUCAUCAUCCCCGGAUCCCCAGCCAUCAUUUCUAUCCGCCAUGAUGGAGGCCCCGUGGAUGACAAAGGUGACUUCAUAAGCUUUGGCAAGAAGGAGGAGGCCAAGAAGAAAAAAAAGAAGAAGAAGGACAAGAAGGACAAGAAGGAUAAAGGAAAGGAUGAUGGAGACGAUUAGAGGAGAAAAGGGUGACUUCAAAACAGAGCUAUCAACAAACUAUCAUCCCAAUUACAGAGCCAGAAAAAAAAGCCAAUUGCAUAUUGUAGAACAGAAACAGAGGGAGCCCUCUUGCACCAUAUUUGCAUAGACACUGUACAGUGGCCAAACCCUCAUUAGACCAGGCCUGGCUCCCCACACCAUGCGAACUUGCUAAACAAAUGUUACUCUCUCCUUCUUGGCUCAUUAGGCCUAUAACUAUGGCCUAUAAAAGUCUAAAGUUUAUGGUAAACACAUGUCUUCAUCUAAAGGCUGGACCAAAUUCAAACAGAAAGGAUUUUAUUGGAUUAGAUUUGCCUUUCUGUGAUUUACUGCCCACCUAGUUUGUAUAAUGAAAACAAAAACACCUGAAAAGGUGUACUAUAUGUAUCUGACCAUUGUCAGCUGA
Scomber scombrus (Atlantic mackerel) is the source of this 3560-nucleotide messenger RNA. Its product is annotated as protocadherin alpha-C2-like. Bases 131 to 3133 code for a protein of 1000 amino acids. Gene Ontology annotation, cellular component: plasma membrane. Gene Ontology annotation, molecular function: calcium ion binding. Gene Ontology annotation, biological process: homophilic cell-cell adhesion. Lineage: Eukaryota; Metazoa; Chordata; Actinopteri; Scombriformes; Scombridae. The transcript has 4 exons. The record is from RefSeq and is a predicted model, not a curated record.